Messenger RNA from Melampsora larici-populina 98AG31, 1323 nucleotides. RefSeq lists its product as uncharacterized. The transcript has 4 exons. The record is from RefSeq and is a predicted model, not a curated record. NCBI's taxonomy places the organism in Eukaryota, Fungi, Basidiomycota, Pucciniomycetes, Pucciniales, Melampsoraceae. The coding region runs from base 1 to 1323 and encodes 440 amino acids.
AUGUAUCGGUUCAACAGGAAGUCAUGCCAAAGCAUGGCCUUGAUGCUCCAUUGGCCAAUAUUACUGACAGCUAUGGGCGGUCGGGAUGUAUCCCACCUCGAAUCGUUGUCUUUGGCAGAACCUCUUGAUCCGGCACUUAGUCAGCCCUCCGUCAACACACUAUUCGACAAGCUAAGCCUGGGAUCGUCGACUACAUCCACUAUGAAUAUCCCUGCCAGCUCUACUGAGCAUAUGCCGCCGAUUGCGAACAUGCCCGGUGGAUAUGACGAGGAUUCCAAGCCCAUAUUACGGCCCAUCUCAGAGACAAAACAAGGAUCAGGAAGGUCUUCGGAAUCCUUUCAAGAUUCUCCAAGUAGUACAUUCGACUCACUUAUUCAGGAACCACUUCAUGCUCAACACGCGAGUUAUCUAUCAAAAUUUGAACGAUUGUCGAUUCAUCCCGAUGAAUACAGUGACAUACACUCCGCUCCUCUUUCUAAACACCAUGGUGCCUCGUUAGAAAAAUCCACAAGUGGCCUUCUUGACAGUGAAGCUCGCCCAAUUUCGAAAAAUGAACAAAAUGACAUGCCGACCUCUCAGAAUACAAAGUUGCCUUUCCAAGCUGCGUGGGUGACUGCUCCAAGAUCAGGACGGGAACGUCUCAAGCGCCCAAGUCCGACUUCUCAAGUCGACCUACGACCUUCCAAGCGACCGACUCAUCAUGAUCCUUCUUUAUUUGAUGGGGAUGACGAAUCCGUCAGACAGGUCAAAAACAAAUCUCCUCAAAAAAAGUUUGAUUUGGACUUGAUGGAUCACAAAUCAUUUUUGCCUUACGCAUCAAUAGAUGCAUACCAGCCUCGUAUCAAUCGAAUCAUGAGCUCAAUAUCGGAACGAAACAAGUUUACAAAAAAAUUUCCAAUCUCCAGACUGCAAAAUCUUUGGGAUGAUUAUAUAAUUAUGAUCGCCAUGUGUUCUAAACUCGUUUCUUCAGAUGGUAAACAUACAAACAUAGAUUCAGAUCUUCGUGAUGCCAUUAACUGGAUGUUGGAAAAUUGGUCAACAAUUCCACAGAAAGGUUCCCGGCGUCCUGAUUUUGUAUACCACGACACCGCACGCUGGCUGUCUCUUCGACAAUAUAGCCGCGCCCGCGAAAGCCUCGCCGCAAAAUUCAUAGUACGAUUUGUGGGCGAUGAGCGACAUGCCUGGAUCGAACCUCUAAAUCGACUUACUGAUGGAUCUUGGGAAACAACGUUAGUACGUUCCUUGGAAAGGGCACGAGACGAUUCAGAAAUAGACAGAGCUGUGGGGGCUAGAUGGCGCGCUCGACCAGCCGACAGAAGGUGA